Molecule: messenger RNA, 1707 nt
Organism: Haliotis rufescens (red abalone)
Lineage: Eukaryota; Metazoa; Mollusca; Gastropoda; Lepetellida; Haliotidae
Product: sulfotransferase 1B1-like
Exons: 6
Coding region: 143-1105 (320 amino acids)
Biological process (GO): sulfation
Cellular component (GO): cytoplasm
Molecular function (GO): sulfotransferase activity
Source: RefSeq, a predicted model, not a curated record
CGGUAAUAUCAACCCGUGUGGCUGUGACAGCUAGAUUGUUCAGGUCGCGACAGCUUCAGCCUUGUAAGCCAGACCGGAAUCUCGCCGAGUGUACUGGCUCUCGCGUGACGCUUGUGCGCUUCAGGUACAGUUGACAUCCAAAAUGGCGGCGCAGUUCGACAUUACAAAACUGAUGCAAACGAUCCCAGGCCUGGAUGUACCUAACCUUAAGAACUCCAAAGGACACGGCUUCAACUGUUUCCUGUAUGAUGGCCUGUUUCUAUUUGCACCGCCCACACUCUUAUUGAAAGGGAAGAGUCCUAUUGCAGGUUUACAAAGUAUAAAAGAGGCUGCAAUGAAAGACGAUGAUGUCAUUAUCUGCGCCUAUCCAAAAUGUGGUACUCAUUGGUUAUGGGAGGUCAUUGAGAUGCUCAAAAGUGGGGUCAUUGAGUACAGAAAGGAGACAAAAGAAACCCGGAUGAUUGAAAUAAUCUACAAAGAUGGAAUAGACGCCAUUCCUACACCUCGAGUCCUGAACACCCACCUCCCUCUGCGCAUGCUCCCUAAACAGGUCGUUGAGAAGAAGGUCAAGUGUAUCCAGAUCAUGCGCAAUCCUAAAGAUGUCUGUGUGUCCUAUUUCAACCACUACAGAAAUAUGGUACCACCUCUUGGGUAUGAAGGGGACUUUGCUGAGUUUACAGAAGCAUUUGUAACAGGCAAACUGUGUUUCGGGUCUUACUACAACUAUCUGUUAACAUGGAAGGCAGAACUGGCAGGAUCACCAGCGGUACCUGUGCUCGAUCUGGUUUAUGAAGACAUGAAACAUGAUCCUGUCAAGAGUGUUAAAGACGUCGCCAGAUUUCUAGGCUUGACAACGACAGACCAGUUCUGUGAAGACGUUGCGUUUGCUUGUUCCUUUAAAAAGAUGAAACAGAUUGACAAAGACAGGAAACUUGGAACUGCUAUUGACAUCUGGAGAGAAGGAUCAGAAGGAACAUUUUAUAGGAAAGGUGAAAUUGGUGACUGGAAAAAUUGGUUCACAGUGGCAGAGAGCGAGAGAUUUGACCAAAUGUGGAACAAGAAGAUGAAGGACUCUGGAUUUAAGUUUACCUACACACCUGUUUGAGAUCAUUCCAACGUUUUGGCUGUCGGAUUUUUUGUGAAAUCUGUGAAAUAACAGUCAAUUGUAUAAAUCUCAAGUAAUACAUCUUCGUGUACAUGUAUAUAUGCGGAAACCUUUUUGUCAUUAGAUAGCUUCAGUUUUAGCACUUUUCUGUCCAAAUAAUAAAUCGAUAUAAGAGACAAAAUCCAUUUCACAAUUUAAGAAAUCUGUGCUAAAAUUAGAGUCUAUUGUAUGACACAGAAAGCGCUCGUUAAAUCUUCACGACAAGCGUCUUCACCAUUAUUCAUUCAGUAAAGGAACAUAACUGGUAGUUCCAAUGGUGUGUUACGGUGUCAGGUGGUGGCAUAUAUCAUUAGAAUUAGGAAAUUAAUUUGUUACACAAUCUUACGUAAUUUGUAUUGGACGAGAACUUCUGAAAACUAUCAUUUAUACUUGGAUGAAUGCACCAAAACCUUUAUUGAUGAUUUGAUAAGUGCACGUGUUGCUGUUUUUUUGGUUGACGUCGUCAGACAAUAAAGAGCCGAUUUCUUCGACAUGUUUUCAUACGAAAUUUUUUAUGAAAAGUUUCAGGAUAUUAAUUCAAUAAAACUGUUUUAUAUUUCAAA